This is a messenger RNA of Eimeria necatrix, 435 nucleotides long. RefSeq lists its product as hypothetical. Bases 1 to 435 code for a protein of 144 amino acids. The transcript has a single exon. Lineage: Eukaryota; Apicomplexa; Conoidasida; Eucoccidiorida; Eimeriidae. The record is from RefSeq and is a predicted model, not a curated record.
AUGCGCCACUUGACGAAGCGCCAGGUUCUAUGGAGCUGUCGUAAAACUGUCCUGAAAGCAGCUGAGGUUGUAGUAGUGGCUGAGGUUGUAGUGGUGGCUCUGGAGGGGUUAGCAUUUGAGGUUGUAGGAGUGGCUGAGGUUGUAGUGGUGGCUCUGGAGGGGUUAGCACUUCAGAUUGUAGGAGUGGCUGAGGUUGUAGUAGUGGCUUUGGAGGGGCUAGCCCUUGAGAUUGUAGGAGUGGCUGAGGUUGUAGUGGUGGCUCUGGAGGGGCUAGCACUUGAGAUUGUAGGAGUGGCUGAGGUUGUAGUGGUGGCUCUGGAGGGGCUAGCACUUGAGAUUGUAGGAGUGGCUGAGGUUGCAGUGGUGGCUCUGGAGGGGUUGGUGGCUGAUCGAAAAGUUCGUGGGUCUCUUUUGAAGACUCGUCGAAAUACGUAA